This is a messenger RNA of Acaulospora morrowiae, 130 nucleotides long. The record is from the annotation of a GenBank genome assembly. NCBI's taxonomy places the organism in Eukaryota, Fungi, Glomeromycota, Glomeromycetes, Diversisporales, Acaulosporaceae.
AUGAGCGAAACUGGUUGGGAUGAUGUUACCGUUAUUCGCAAGCGAGCUGAGCACGCGAAAGUCACCAAAGGUGAUUCAGCCAUUAAUGCUGCUCGUCGUGCAGGAGCUGUUGUUGGAGUAGAGCGCAAAA